AGGAUUUUGCAAAACAUUCGGUUAUUUUUGACAUGUAAUAUUUUUGUAAUGCCAUUUUUACUAUGAACGUUGCCAUGUACAGGGAUCCCAGUUCAAUACACUCUGAGUGAGAUGAUAGGCAUGUGAAUUCAACAUGGGAUGUUCAACCUAGUUAUGUCCAGCGCUUUAACCAGUGAUUUCAUUUUAUAUUUGUUCAUUUUUAAAUCCAUGCCUGUACGAUGUGUAUGUUAUGUAGGUUUACAUAAACUUCUGAAACCAACUUGAUUGCUCUUUAGAUAAAUUGACAUAGUGACAGUAUGAUGACAGUCAUAGCCACGAUGCUUUGUUUAACUAGCAUAUUUAUACGCUAUUCAAAUAUUCCCAUCUACCUAUUACUACUUCUCAAUAAAGUAUCGAAAUAAUUUUACACAACCCAAAUUGAUGAUAUUGUGGAAAGAAAAUCAGUCUGAUUAUAAGUUUUCAUACAUUUGCUAUUUUAUCAAUUUAUCUCAAUUUUCUACCAUCAUCAAUUUAUGAGCUUGAUAACCUUAUUUGCAGAAAUAUUGUUUGUUCACUAUAAUAAGAUGCCAACUUGUGCUGUCUGCGAUAAGCUUGACAAUUUGAAGUCCUGUAGUCGAUGUGGAAGUGUAGAAUAUUGUGGGCGUGAACACCAAACACAACAUUGGAAAGUGCAUAAAAAAGAUUGUAAAAAACAAUCGACCAAGACAGACAGCACUGAAAAUUCUGGAGAACAAAAUGAGAAUUCCACAAUAGAUGAAGUCGCACAAAAGAUCAAAUCAAUGAAUUUAGAAACAGAAGGUCGUGUGGCACAGAAUUCUAUUCCUCUUAACCCAUAUGAUAGUUACACAAAAAGGGAUGAAGGAAUUGUUGCUCGAUGUCAUAAAAACUUAGUUCAGAGGGGAAUAUGCGUCAUCGAUACGUUUGUGGAUGAAAAUAGAGCGGAUUUGUGUCUGGCUGAUGCAAUGUCUUUAUAUUCGCAACCCGAUAAAUUUAAACCGGGUGAAGUAAUCAAGCAAGCGGGAAAAGAUAAAAUACGCGGAGAUGAAAUUAUUUGGCUUUCUGGAUCGGAACCAAAUUCACAGAAUAUUAAUUAUAUCUGUAGGAAAAUGGACAAGAUUAUAAGCAAAUGUCAUCCGUUGGUUGGAAAUAAUGAUACAGUUUCACACAGAACAAAAGCUAUGCUUGCAUGCUAUCCUGGAAAUGGAACGGCUUACAAAUGCCAUAUUGACAAUCCAUCAGGAGAUGGACGCUGGAUUACAGCUAUUUAUUAUAUGAAUAAAGGAUGGGAUAGUAAGACAAUGGGAGGUAACUUACAUAUACAUGCAACAGGAAACAGGCCCCAGGCAAUUGUUGAACCCAAGUUUAAUCGUCUUCUUCUAUUUUUCUCUGAUAGCCGCAACCCACAUGAGGUUCGACCUGCUUAUGCUAGGAGGUUUGCCGUCACAAUAUGGUAUUUCAAGGAAGAGGAACGACGAAAAGCAUUGGAAAAAUGGCAGAAAAAGAAGCAGCUAUAGAGAAGUCCAUGUAAUGGCAUAGACUCAAAUUUAUAAAUAUUAUCCGCAGCUGAGAAUUUCAUAAAGAAAUAUACAGAUCAUCGGCUCAUCUUCAUGAGAGUAUAAUUUUUCAUGUGAUGCAUAUUAAUCAGCGUAUUUCACUCUGCCCAAGGCCUUGUACAAGCAGCCACUGAUAUCUCACAAUUUGUAUUAAGCUUACAUUUCCCACCAUGGGAUUUGAAAUAGAGAUGUGGAAUUAUCUUAUAAUAUAAUUGCCUUGUAGAGUCACACACUUGUCAUCAAAAAGAUAACAUGAUUUGUGCAGCUUCAUACAGAAGCAAGUAGCAAAUUUGAAAGAUAAUCUGCAAAGUCGUCUAUUCACUCAUAGUGUAAUCAUAACCGUAUCUCUGAUGUUGUUUCAUAUAAGACAGCCUGCACGAUAUUUUGUGUAGGUCUUGGCAGACUUCAACGACUCUAUAAAUAGCGGGAAAAUCUGUUUUAAACUGUUUAGAUUAGUCAGUGACUUGAUUAUUUUAAAACCUUCAAAAAAGGUUUGUGCGACCUGAUGGCAUCCUAUCACAUAGUAUAUCAUUCAUGUCACUGCAGUUAUAUAUCAUUGGUUUCAGACUUCUGAAUAUUUCUCGUGGAAGUAGUAUGUUCCUGAUUUUCACUGGUUCCCAAAAAUUGCACACCUUGUGGCGAUUUGGCUUUCGCAUUACUUGUUGAGACGAUCGUACUGCUGCAGUAUUCUACUGUGACAGAUUGCAUAACCAUAAUGCUUCAUUUUGGCCUUCGUGUCCAUAUAAUUGUGCAUCACUCUCUUGUUUUGAGUUAUGAUGAAAGCUCAUUAUAAAUAGAUAACUGGGCGUGUGUUGAAUUUUGUGAAAACUAUUAAUUCAAAAUAAUUUAUGCUUUGCUAUGAAUAUCUGAUAUGUUUAAGUGGAGAUUUUAAUAUGUUUAUCGAAAGUUUUGUAUAUAACUGAUCUCAUCCUCAAUUUUAUUUUGUGUUUAUCAUUGAAAAAUUUAUAGGCAUAAUCAUCAAAUUACUUUGUGGAUUGACUUGGGGCGAAGGAAAUAAAUUUCUGGGAUUUAGGUGGUUUAUCUGCACGCUUCUUGUUUGAUUUGGAAAUAAGCCAAUUUUCAGUAACAUAACCGUGUUAGUGAACUUCUGGGAAUCCUACAUUUAAAAAUUGUUUUAGUUCUUGUUAAAUUUAGUCUUUUCUAAUUAUCAGUGAUAAAAUUCAGUUUAACUAAUGUUUACGGUUUUGAGCCAUGGUGUGUUAAUUAAAUAUAGUACAGGGAAUAUUGUAACAAAUCAUUUUUCAUCAAGUCCGUAUGUUGGAUUUUCUUGUGUAAAUAAUUCCUAUUUUUUGUUUUCAAGGAUAAAAUAACUUUGAGAGCCUCCUUUACUCCCAGUGUUCACACAAGACGUCAUUUUACUGCCUGAGGCAAUUCACCUCCAUUGGAUACCACAUUAUUUAUACACUUCGUGGGCUUGUUUGCAAUGACUGUAGCUACCUGCGGUGAAAUUUGUGAUUGUUCUUGAAGUUGAUUUCCUUUUUGUAAUGUGCGCUUUGAAUAAAUUUCUUGUUAUCUCAUUUUUAAUCAUUCAAUCAAUACUUAUUCAUAAUUCACUUAUUUGCUUGUAAAAUAAAUUUUACAUAGUGUUGGUUGGUUGUAUCAUGUUGUGAAUAAAUUUUAACAUGUACCCAUGAA
Messenger RNA from Styela clava, 3209 nucleotides. Its product is annotated as prolyl hydroxylase EGLN3-like. Gene Ontology annotation, biological process: cellular response to hypoxia. Lineage: Eukaryota; Metazoa; Chordata; Ascidiacea; Stolidobranchia; Styelidae. Gene Ontology annotation, molecular function: ferrous iron binding; peptidyl-proline dioxygenase activity; L-ascorbic acid binding. The record is from RefSeq and is a predicted model, not a curated record.